CUAGACCGCUUACGAAAAGAUUGCAAAUCUUUCACGACCCUCCAGUGACCUGAUCAUGAGUUGUGGUUCCCCACGAAAUUGACAUUUGUUCGUGUCCGGGUUUUUGGAGGGUUAGGUUCCUGGCAGGCUAAAUGGCCACGCGCCGUACAGUCAAUUUCGCUCUUAUUGGAAGGAAGGAACACGCGCAAUAAGAAAAGUGCGGGAGAGUAAUGACAAAUAUCGGAAUAUUAGAAGGAUGAGAGGCGCGAAGCGGAGGAGGAGAGGGUGAUGGACACUGGGGAUUGGUCGUACGAAUGUCUGGGUGUUUGGACAAGCCCGAACACGAUGCGCAUUCUCCGUUUCUUUACCCAUAUUGAAGUUGACUUGGUACUGGCGUGCAUAUCCCAUCAUGGGUGCGUUGAGAAAGGAAAUGCGCACAUGUGAAGGCAGUCCGAUAUCCGGUCGACCCGUCUUGACAGAUGCGCAAGCCGUCUCGCAAACCCAAUUCGCGUUCCAGAUACCGUCCACACCCUCGUUUUCGCAUAUCGUAGUAUUCCUCCUACCGGGAACUACGCUUCCAGAUGGCACUGCCGCUGCCGUGUAUGCACAACUCCCCAACACAACCGAGUUCAAGCUACUUGGUGCGAUUGCGAACGAGAAACCGAGCGCUAUCUUCAAGGUCAAUAACAAGGCUGGAGGGCCUGCUGGCGGGGGCGUAGGCGACGACGAUGCAAUGGUCGACGAAGGGACUCCAGCAGCCGCCGACGGCGCCGCACCGGCUCUAGCAUUGGGCAUCUCGGUGGAGCCGGCUGCGCAGGUGGUAGCGAAUCUAGAGCAAAAGAAGGCUCAGGAUGCGGCAGCAUCGGCAGUUCCCAUGACGGGAGGUGAACUCGUGCUGCGAGGGCAGAACACAAUGACUACGAAGGCGCUCGCUCAGCGCAUCAUCAAAAACUGCUACGAUUUCCUGACGAGCUGGGGAACUGGGGAUACGGUACCGUUGAAGGCGUUUCAGGCUUGGUGGACAAAGUUCGAAUCCAAGAUUGAGAGAGACCCGGGAUUCUUAGAGAGGAGCGAUGGCGGAUGA
Messenger RNA from Trematosphaeria pertusa, 1063 nucleotides. RefSeq names its product DUF775-domain-containing protein. Gene Ontology annotation, biological process: protein import into nucleus. The record is from RefSeq and is a predicted model, not a curated record. Gene Ontology annotation, cellular component: nucleus; cytosol. Gene Ontology annotation, molecular function: nuclear import signal receptor activity. Bases 389 to 1063 code for a protein of 224 amino acids. The transcript has 2 exons. NCBI's taxonomy places the organism in Eukaryota, Fungi, Ascomycota, Dothideomycetes, Pleosporales, Trematosphaeriaceae.